CAGCGGCAAGCCCCGCCCAGCGGCUGCUCCGGGAGGAGGCGGGGAGCGCCGCCGCCAGCCCUGCAGCCCGGACGCGCUCGGCCGCCGCAGCCCGGCGUGCACCAUGGUGAAGAUCGUGACGGUCCGGACCCAGGCCUACGCCGACCAGAAGCCCGGCACCAGCGGGCUGCGCAAGCGGGUCCGGGUCUUCCAGGACAACGCGCACUACGCCGAGAACUUCAUCCAGAGCAUCCUGGCCACAGUGCCCGCGGCCGAGCGGCAGGAGGCCGCGCUGGUGGUGGGCGGCGACGGCCGGUUCUACAUGACCGAGGCCAUCCAGCUGAUCAUCCGGAUCGCCGCCGCCAACGGGAUUGGCCGUUUAGUGAUUGGACAGAAUGGAAUUCUCUCCACCCCAGCUGUCUCCUGUAUUAUUAGAAAAAUCAAAGCCAUUGGUGGCAUCAUUUUGACAGCCAGUCACAACCCUGGUGGCCCAAAUGGAGACUUCGGCAUUAAAUUCAAUAUUUCCAAUGGAGGUCCUGCUCCUGAAGGUAUUACUGAUAAAAUUUUCCAAAUUAGCAAGACUAUUGAAGAGUAUGCUAUCUGCCCAGAUCUGAAGGUGGACCUUGGUACCAUUGGAAAGCAGCAAUUUGACUUGGAGAACAAGUUUAAACCAUUUACAGUUGAAAUUGUGGACUCAGUGGAAGCUUAUGCGAACAUGUUGAGGAACAUCUUUGAUUUCAGUGCGCUAAAAGAACUACUUUCAGGACAAAACCACCUAAAGAUUCGCAUAGAUGCUAUGCACGGAGUUAUGGGCCCCUAUGUAAAGAAGAUCCUGUGUGAGGAGCUUGGAGCUCCUGCAAAUUCUGCUGUGAACUGUACACCUCUAGAGGACUUCGGUGGUCACCACCCAGACCCAAACUUAACCUAUGCUGCUGACUUGGUCCAGUCCAUGAAGACUGGAGAGUAUGACUUUGGAGCUGCCUUUGAUGGAGAUGGGGAUCGGAACAUGAUUCUAGGGAAGCACGGGUUCUUCGUUAACCCUUCAGACUCUGUUGCUGUCAUCGCUGCCAAUAUUUUUAGUAUUCCUUACUUUCAGCACACCGGCGUUCGUGGCUUCGCGCGAAGCAUGCCUACCAGUGGAGCAAUUGAUAGGGUGGCCAAAGCUACAAAGAUCGCUUUGUUUGAAACUCCAACUGGCUGGAAGUUCUUUGGAAACUUAAUGGAUGCAAACAAACUGUCUCUGUGUGGAGAGGAAAGUUUUGGUACUGGCUCUGAUCAUAUCCGUGAAAAGGACGGGCUGUGGGCUGUCCUGGCGUGGCUGUCUAUAAUAGCUGUCCGCAAACAGAGCGUGGAGGACAUCCUGAAAGAUCACUGGCAGAAAUAUGGGCGGAACUUCUUCACGAGAUAUGACUAUGAGGAGGUGGACGCAGAUGGAGCUAACAAAAUGAUGAAGGAUCUAGAAACUGUGAUGUUUGACCGUUCUUUUGUGGGAAAGCAGCUGUCAGCUGGUGAUAAAGUUUACACUGUCGAGAAAGCCGAUAACUUUGAAUACAGUGAUCCUGUGGAUGGAAGCAUCUCCAGAAACCAGGGUUUAAGGCUCAUCUUCACUGAUGGUUCUCGCAUCAUCUUCAGACUAAGCGGUACCGGCAGUGCUGGAGCGACUGUGCGACUAUACAUUGAUAGCUAUGAGAAAGAUGCUCCAAAAAUAUAUGAAGAUCCACAGGUCAUGUUGGCUCCUCUCAUUGGUAUUGCACUGCAGCUUUCACAGCUCCAUGAAAGAACUGGCCGCACCGGCCCCACAGUCAUCACAUGAAAAAGUCUGGGACCUGAUGCUCUCUGCGUGCAGCGCUGAAACGGCCGACUGUGCUGAAUGAGUCAAACAAAAUCAUCCAGUCCUUUUUAUCAAAUUGGUCACUAAAAGCAACGUUAACUCUAUUUAAAAGUAUUAUUUAAACUGAUAAAAGGCUAGAUGUUGUUAUUAAUAAACCAGAAUCACCCAUGUUUACACUGU
Molecule: messenger RNA, 1990 nt
Organism: Mauremys reevesii (Reeves's turtle)
Lineage: Eukaryota; Metazoa; Chordata; Testudines; Geoemydidae
Gene: PGM1
Product: phosphoglucomutase 1
Exons: 11
Coding region: 104-1792 (562 amino acids)
Biological process (GO): carbohydrate metabolic process
Cellular component (GO): cytosol
Molecular function (GO): magnesium ion binding; phosphoglucomutase activity
Source: RefSeq, a predicted model, not a curated record